Messenger RNA from Epinephelus moara (kelp grouper), 17046 nucleotides. Its product is annotated as E3 ubiquitin-protein ligase rnf213-alpha-like. The record is from RefSeq and is a predicted model, not a curated record. The coding region runs from base 70 to 15387 and encodes 5105 amino acids. Gene Ontology annotation, molecular function: ATP hydrolysis activity; ubiquitin-protein transferase activity. The transcript is spliced from 66 exons. Gene Ontology annotation, cellular component: nucleolus; membrane; cytosol. Lineage: Eukaryota; Metazoa; Chordata; Actinopteri; Perciformes; Serranidae. Gene Ontology annotation, biological process: negative regulation of non-canonical Wnt signaling pathway; ubiquitin-dependent protein catabolic process; sprouting angiogenesis.
UAUAACGUAAGCUGUCAGCUCAGACAUUUAGUGCCAACAUGCAAGGAAGAUGAGCAAACAAGGUUCAUCAUGUUUUGCCCCAAGUGUGGAAAACAGGUGGAACAGUCAUAUAAUUUCUGUCCACAAUGUGGCUUCAACUUACCUGUCUUGACUCAAUACUGGAGCCAAGAUGGGGCCCCGUCAGCAGACCCACCCUCAGUUACUGCUGAAAAGAAGCAAAAGGAGGAUCAAGACCAGGUCCCCAAAGGUGUUACAGAGGACGAGAAAAACACUGCCCAGAUAAAGGUGCAACCGGCUAGUGAUGACUUAGAGGCAGCCAGAGGUGGUGCUACAACACAGGAGUCAUCAGAUAACACUGCCAGCCCAGCCACUCUGGAAAAAGGAGCCACACCCUCAUCCCCCAGCCAGACAGUCUCAGACGGUGAAUCUGUCACUACCAAGAGGACACAAGUCCCUGAGACUCGUACAGAGGAAGAGAGGCUUUCUGCCACAGCUCCUGAAAGACACUCUCAGCCAUGCAGUGAGACAGCACCUGGAUCUGUUUCCACCACCCCGCCCUCCCUGACACCUGUCAGUGAUAAAGUAACAGAGCAACAAACAGAGGUCUCAUCAGAUAACAGUACAGAGGACAGACCUGAUGCAGUUCAAAUUCCUGCUGACAGGCCGAGUAACACUCAAUCUGGGCCACAGUCAUCUCUAACAUCAGCUAAAGAAACAGGUUCCACUGCACCUGAAAGAUCUGAGCAAAUCCCUCAAGAAUGUCAUUUGAUGGUAAAUAGGUCUGCCUCUGAACCAAAACAGGAUGAGACAUUAUCUGGGGAGACACAAAAUCUCUCUGAUAAUGAAAAUCAGCCUAACACUGAACAGCUUACAUUCACUAAGCAAACUGACACCAAAGAAGACCAAGAAGCCAGAGAUAAGAGAUGUUACACAGUCGACCCAAACACCAAAAAGUCUGAGUAUUCUGCUGAUCCCCGUCCAGCAACAAAGAAAACCUACCAAAACACUGAGGCUGUUGACACCAAAUCAGAUGAGAAAACAAACACACGCUCGGCAGAGAGACAGGAGCAACAGCCAGGCAGCAGAGAUGUAGAAGUCCGCAGGCCACCAGUGCCCUCCAGCCCUCCCAGUUCGACUGAUGAGAAGGCCGGUCCUUUAGUGGCAGCAGAUAUCUCAGAAACAUCCACUGACCUUCAGGCUACACAAAUUUUACUGAGCAGUGACUAUAUGCCUGUGUACUUCCAUGCUGUCACUUCCAAAGAUUUUCAUUUGGAUCCAGAGAAGGAUAUGAUUUUCUUAAGGUCUGACAAAUUGUUUGGAGGAUGGCAUAAACGUGGCAUGCAAAUGUCCUUCUCUAGGCCUCUAGGAGACAAGAGCUAUCUUGUUGACGGACAAGUCAUGAUUUCCAAGAAUAUCAUUCAUGAAAACAUACCCUACAAAUAUGUAAUUUACAAGCACAGUGAAAAGUCCUUCAUGUAUGAGACAAUCUACCAGAAAGGUGGAAAUCAACUAAUCAACAGGUGCCUGACAAUCAAGGAGGAGUUUUUAACACAUGAAGGGGAGUGGCACCAGUACGAUGAUGUGAUCUAUCUUGAGCUGAAGAAGGGUCGCUGGCCUUGGAGUUCAACCAAAGACAUUGUGUUGAAAGGGAGAGAUGAAGCUGGCAGGGUGAUGCUGGAUAUGAUCUUUGACCUUCUUACAACUUGGACUGAACCAAAUGUGGACAACUUCUUUUUACUGCUCCAGCAGUUCUUUCAUACAUACAGCUAUCCUGUGCUUCAUGAUGGCAUGAAAAGACCAUGGGGAUUAUCAUACAAUGAAGAACAGGUGAAAAACCUGCUCAGACACGUUCUGAAAGAGAACAUCAAUCUCAAACCCAGAGGGCAAAAAGAAACAACAAAAUCCCUCUUACCUCUGCAUGCAGGAGUAGUUCGUUUGCUGAUCUACAACAAGUAUCUGAAAGUUGACAUGAUGGAUCAGCUAUCUAGCUUGUGUGAUCUUCUUUGCCUGCCGGAGAUGCCACCACAUGAUUUCUUCUCUUUCUGGAAAGACUUUGCAGACCCUUUGGCAGAUAAAAAGAGUGUUGCAGAUGCUGUUGAGAUGUUGUGCAGCAAUGCUAGACAACGCCAAAUUGAGAAGUGGGUCUUGGUCAUCCCUCUGAUUCACCUACUGAGAGGAGAAAGCAAACCAUUUGGGCCAGUUCCACCCGAACUGAAUCCAGAGUUUGAAUCCUGGACGGGUUUGAGAGGGAACAACAGAGCACAUUCAAACAGGGAUCCUUAUCUUAGGAAUGUGAUCGGGACCAUGAAAGAGCAUGCGUACCUGGCAGACAUUGAUUGUCUUCUUGUGCACUCCUGGAUGUCUUUGCUGAAUGUGGAUGAUCUAAAAAGUUUCAUGUCCAGCGUGUGCGUGGAGCUCCUAGACAUUCUUCAUUACAUACAGUUCAGUAUAAAAACUGGGAUCAAUCACUCCAACUACAUGGCUUUGGGAGAACUGGCACGUUGUCUUAUCGACAGAGAAAGCCAUCGCAGUAAAGGUUUUGAUGACAAAUAUGGAGAGUGUUGCCUGAAAACUGCAGCAAGGCUUCUUGGUUCUAUCUGCCGUCACACAACAGAUCCAGGUCGCUGUGAUGUUCCUAUCUACUUCCUUGAUCUGGUCUGUCUCAUUACCAAGGCAUACGACCGCACAGCUUCCCAGGCAAGAGAGAGAAUUCAUGAAGAGUCAAUAGGGGAGACACUGGAGACAGUGAGGGAAUGGAGGAGAAAAACCUUCAGAAACAAACUGCUCAGUGAAUGGGGGUGUGCCUUUGCUGUACUUGAUGAAAUCAAGGUAUGGGAGAAGUUACUCUCAAUAUCCUUCAGUCACAAGGAACACACUUCAUUCUGGAGAAGAAUCUUCAUGGAAGAUUUUGAAAGAAAACUAAAACAAGAACAACCAGUGAAUCAAAUUGGAAUAUACUCAAACAAGAUGGAAGAACUGAGCAAGACAAGUCCACUGUUAUGCAACACAAUGGAGAAAUGUGCAUUGGAGGCAGUUGCAGCUGUUUGUCAGGAUAAAUCUGGCAGAGCUGUUUCAGCUCUAUUUGAGAAACAUGAUAUCACAAAGUUUGGGAAGCUGAUGUCUGUUGUUGUGAUGAAGACAUGGCCCACAGAUGCAAAUGGAAAAUACAUCGAUGGCAAGGACUCAAUAUUUGAGUACCUUCUAAACUGGCCAGUGGCCAAAACUGUUUUCCAAAUGACAGGUUUAAGAGGAGGACUGAUUGACAAAUUGUCUGAUGACGCACAAAUCAGGAUGACUUUGGCAAGUUCAGCAUUCAAAUCUGUGUCAGAGAAGUUCCUCAGUGGAGAAAUCCAAAUGAAAACUUUAAAGCAAAUCCUCCAGAAAGAACAUGAAUUUCUUGACUUGCUGAAGAUCGAUGGCCUCUGUGAUGAUGUUCGAUGUAGAGAUGACAGUAUGAGAGAAUUACUGAAACUAAGAAAAGAUGAAGCAGAAGCUGUCCAUCGUGAGAAGGAGUUUGUCAAGGGUCUUCUUCAAAUCUGUCAGGAGCUUCCACAACAUGUCAAAGUUGACUUCAAUGGGUUGGACAAAAAACUGAAUCAGGACAUUGAGAUGAUGAAUCUGAGUGAAUUCAUGAAGGUUCACACUCUUUAUGGACAGACCUCUCCUACAGCUGGGCAGGUCACUUAUUUCAACCUUUGUGAUAAGACCCGUCAGAUGGCUUCAGUACUCCAUGCCAUUAAAGAAAGCACAAUCUUCAAAAUGUGCUGGAUGAAUCAAGUGGAAGAGUUUUCAAGAGGCGAACCUGAUACAGAUACAGAUGACACUGAACAUCAUGGUGUCAAUGAAGAAAUCUACACUCUCGACCUGGUCUACAGUCAAAUAUUCCAAAACUGCUACAGCAAGUACAAAGAGCUUUAUGAUGGUCUGAAGAGUGGGGAACUGUUACUGGAGGAAAUAGACAGCCUCUUUGAGGACUAUAAGGGAAAGUACAAAGACUUGCAGACAGAUUUGUACAUCAUGUGCAGAACAAAUCCAUCUGAUGAUGGAAGAUGGAUCACAAGGAGGAUUCAGCAGAUUCAACAGUACCAUGAUCUUCAUCUUGCAGUGGAAUCUGCCAAAAUCAUUGUGGAUAUCAGGAACACAAUAUGUCCAGACGGAGACUUUAAAGCAUUGGAGAAAUUGCUGCAAAUGAAUCAUGCUAACUUCAAGAAAAACAACCUGAAUUACAUAGAUGAUACCUUCAUAAAGGCCAAAACGAUUCUGAUGGACAUUACAAAGGAUCGCAGGGAAUGUCUUCAGAAGCUCAGUCAGAGCAGAGAGUUUGUCCUAUGGGUUAAAGAAGAACUUGAAGAUAUCAAUGAGCUGAAAGUUUUUGUUGACCUGGCAACCAUCUCUGCUGGAGAAAAUGACCUGGAUGUGGAUCGAGUGGCCUGUUUUCAUGACGCUGUUCUCGGUUACUCUUCCAUGUUGUAUGGACUGAAGCAGGACUCUGACUUUGAGGCCUUCAAAGAGGCAUUGUCAAAAUUGUGGAAGGCAUUUGAAAAUGACAAAGAGAUACCAACGAAGCUGUGGGAUACAGCACGUCAUCUGGAAUGGUUAAAGACUGUUAAGGAAAGCCAUGGAUCUGUUGAAUUUUCAUCCCUGUCGCUGGCUACAUCCAUCAAUGAGAGAGGAAUAUAUACCAUCAAGGGCCAAAACCAGAAAAAGCUUGCUUUAGAGACUUCCCUGAUGCUGCAAAUUCAGGACGGACAUGAGAAAAACAUGACAUACACUUAUGAGGACCUGAAAGAGUUGCAAAAUAAGCUUAUGCUCAUGUCUGGAAGAGGGGAACAAAAACAGAGUGAAGUGGAACAUUUUGCUGAGGUGUUUGACAAUGUCCAAAGACUUGCCAAAGUAUUUGUAGACCUCUAUGCUGCAGGAAACCCACUCUUCAGGUGUUGGGAAGCAAAGAUUUUUUGCAAACCUCAGAGUGACCCAUGUAUCAUUAUGGACAUCAACUUUUGUAAGAUCCAGCAGCACAUCCAGAUAUGCGGAAGUCUAGUUGAACAACUUACAGCACUGUCCGAGAAGAUUGAGUUGUUUCUUGAUGACUGGCGAAACUUCAUGAACAAACAGAGGUCUGAUCACUAUUACCUUAACUACUUCACAGCAGAACAAAUAUUCUACCUGUGCACUGUUGUGACUCCGACAAAUGUGAAUGCAGAUAUAGAGGACAAAGCUUUAAUGAUGCUCACUUUCAUCAAACCAAACUGCACAACAUCAGAUGUCUGGAGCGCAUGGAGAAGGUUUCACAACCAAUUUGAUCCUGGAAAAAGGAUAAAUGGAGAUACUGACUUUCGAAGUCACUUUCUUCACCAGGAAGACAGCAACAUGUCUUCAGCCAAUGAGAGUCAUUUUACAGUCGAUGAUCCAGCACACAAGGCAGACGAGACUGUUGGUCUGAAAGAACUGGAAGAGAUGUGGAAUGGCUACAUCAAGAAUGAGGGAAUAUUUUUCCAUGACCUUUUGGACGUUAGGAGUUUAGGGGAUCUGUUGAAAAUGAUGACUGUCACAGAAAACGAAACUGAAAAUGAAUGGGAAGAACCAGUGCUCUCAGAGUCAAAAGAUGAUUCUCUUAGAAGAAGUCUCCCAAAAGGCCUUAACCCAAACCAACCUAAUCUCAUAAUCUGUCCACAAGAUGAGGUCCUGACUUCAAGUAUCUGCUUGUACAUGACCAGUGACUAUCAGCCACUGCCAAGUUAUGAUGAGGUCCUCUUGUGUACCCCUGCAACAUCCUACGAGCAGGUAGAGCUUUUCCUGAGGAGAUGCCUCACAUCAUGUGACAUCGGCCAGAAGAUUUACACAAUGCUUUGGGCUGACCAACUAACCUAUGACGUUAGCUGUGCAAUGGAAAAGUGUUUUCAAAGACUGCGGUCACUGUUUAAACAUGAUUACAGGCUAGUGAUCUUUUGCAGUUCUGACAGGGAGCACACUUACAUUCCUACUGCAUUCAGUCAGUUCAAAAGAGACUUUGUGCCACAAGAGUCAUUGAAAAGGAUUCAGAGGUAUUUGUCCAGGCAUUACACCAUCCCCUCAGAUCACAAGAAUGCUGUGUUCAAAGGUGGCCAUUCUGUUGGCAUUGUUGCUUCCCAACGUGCAGGAGUAGGCAAGUCAUUGUAUGUCCAAAGACUGUAUGAAAAGCUGGAGGGAAGUGUUGAACAAGGAACUGCAUUUAAGAAGUGCAUCCGACUAACCGAACAUGAGAUUGAUGACCACAAGGUUCUUCAGUCUUUGUAUGACACACCAAAGCAAAAAGACCUCAAGGUGUUUCACUUUGAUGUCACAUCCUCGGUGCAAAAAGGCUUGAAUGAAUUCCUAUUCAAGCUUUUCUUUUUGCGGUACCUGAUGGAUUCAGAUGGACAGAUGUGGCGCUGCAGCCACAAACACUUGUACAUCGUUGAGUUACUGGAAUCCAGAAAUACUCAGCCCAGAUCUGGACAAAAGGAAAACUUUGCCUUCUCAGAUGUUUUUCCAAAGGUACUUUGUCGUGCACCAAAGGAUGUUAUGACUUUGGAAAUGAAGAAAGAGGAAAACCCUGACUUGGAGAGUGACGACCCUCUCAUGGAUGAUGAAUGUUUCAGGAGUGAAGCUUAUCAAAGACCAUACCAGUACCUCACACGUUUUUACAACAAUACCAAUCUUGACAACUUCACUUACCAGGGCAUUGAAGGGACUCAUGCAAAGUGUCUUCAGAUAUUCUUAUUCUACUGUGGCAUUCUCGAUCCAUCUUGGGCAGAGCUACGUAACUUUGUCUGGUUCCUUAAUCUUCAGUUGCAAGACUGUGAACAUUCAGUCUUCUGCAAAUUUGAGUUGGUUGGAGACACUCUUCAAGGGUUCAAAAACUUUGUUGUUAAGUUCAUGAUACUGAUGUCCAAAGACUUUGCAACCCCCUCACUAAACAUCACUGACCAGAGCCCAGGGAGACAACAAGUCGACAUCAGUGGGCUUAAUGAAAGAGACUUGGCCCCAUUCCUCAUCAGAAAAAGGUGGGAAUCCAAGCCACAUCCAUACAUCUUUUUUAAUGAUGACCGAAUAUCCAUGACUUUCAUUGGGUUUCACCUGAAGCCCAAUCACCAGAGAGGGAUUGAUGCCAUAAAUCCCUUGACAGGAGAGGUGAUAGAGAGUAACAUCAUGACUCGGGAGCUGUACACUGGCUUAAGCCAUCAGGGAGUCCCUUUUAAUAGGAACUUUGAUCAGCUUUCUCGAGCUGAGAAGAUUGGGCAAUUGUGCAGUGUGCUUGGCAUCAAGCAAACACUUGAUCCUGAUGAAACAUAUGAGCUGACCACCGAUAAUAUUCUCAAAAUGAUGGCAAUCCAUAUGAGAUUUAGGUGCGGCAUCCCAGUCAUCAUAAUGGGUGAAACAGGAUGUGGUAAGACGAGGCUCAUCAAGUUUAUGUGUGAGUUGAGAAGGUGUGGAGCACCGACAGAAAACAUGAAACUGGUCAAGGUCCAUGGAGGAACAACAUCAGCAAUGAUAUAUGAGAAAGUGAGGGAAGCUGAACAUCUUGCAAGGACCAAUAAAGAGAAUCAUGAAUUUUACUCUGUUCUUUUCUUUGAUGAGGCAAACACCACAGAAGCCAUCAGCAGCAUCAAGGAGAUACUUUGUGAUAACUCUGUGCAGGGACAACAACUUGGCUCUCAAACAGGACUACAGAUUGUUGCUGCAUGCAACCCCUACCGAAAGCAUACAGACAAGAUGAUUGAAAGGUUGGAGACAUCUGGAUUGGGCUACCGGGUGAGGGCUGAGGAGACUGAAGAAAGGCUUGGCUCCAUCCCUCUCCGCCAGCUUGUGUAUCGUGUACAUGCGUUACCCCCCAGCAUGAUUCCUCUUGUUUGGGACUUUGGGCAGCUCAGUGACUCAGCAGAGAGAAUGUACAUCGAACAAAUAGUGCAAAGAGAGGCAAAUGCCAACUCGAUUGCAAGUAGUUAUAUUCCAACUAUAACUCAAGUGCUGUCGUCAUCACAAAAGUUCAUGAGGGAGAGGAAAGAUGAAUGCAGCUUUGUCAGUUUGAGGGAUGUUGAGCGUUGCAUGCAUGUGUUUGUGUGGUUUCACAAAAAUCACUCCAUGUUUGCUGCGCAGCUGACAGUAUUCCUUCAAGAUGCAUCUCAGAAAAAAAACACAAAGAUGUCAUCGUUCUCACCUGCUCAUGACAGAGUAAUUUGGUCACUCUUGAUGGCCACUGGAGUGUGCUAUCAGUCCUGCUUGGAGGACAAAACACCAUAUCAGAAAACCAUCAGCCAGUUGCUUCCUCGUGAAUACAACACAAAGAGAGUACAGCAGGAAAUCAAUCUCAUGCAGGACCUCCUACUCAGUGGUGUACCCAUGGGGAAGACAAUAGCCAGAAAUGAGGCUUUGAAAGAAAACUUCUUCAUGAUGGUGAUCUGUGUUGAGCUAAGAAUUCCCCUGUUUAUCGUUGGGAAACCAGGGAGCUCCAAAUCACUGUCCAAAACCCUAAUUGCGGAUGCAAUGCAGGGCCCCUCCUCUCAUUCUGAGCUCUACAAGAGGCUGAAGCAGAUACAUCUGGUGUCUUUCCAGUGCAGCCCUCAUUCAACUCCUGAAGGGAUCAUUAACACAUUCAAACAGUGUGCCCGCUUUCAGGAAAGCAAAAACUUGGAUGAAUAUAUCUCAGUAGUUGUUCUUGAUGAGAUUGGAUUGGCUGAAGAUUCCCCUAAAAUGCCACUGAAAACACUGCACCCACUACUGGAAGAGGGCUGUGUCGAUGACAAGCCAGAACCUCAUAAAAGGGUUGGGUUCAUUGGAAUUUCCAACUGGGCACUGGACCCUGCCAAGAUGAAUCGUGGAAUAUUUGUGUCCCGUGGAGAUCCAAAUGAGAAAGAGCUCAUCAAAAGUGCUAAAGGGAUAUGCUCGUCUGAAGAAAUUUUCCUUAAAAAGAUCGAACACCUCUUUGAGCCUUUUGCAAAGGCAUAUAUGAGAGUAUGCAAAGAAGGCAGGGGCUUUUUUGGUCUGCGGGAUUUCUACAGUCUGAUCAAGAUGACAUUUUCAAAUACCAAAUUAGGUAAUGAGAGACCCUCCGCAGAGCAAAUCACUGGAGCAGUCCUGAGAAACUUCAGUGGAAAAGAUGAUGUGGAUGUGAUGGGCAUAUUCAGCGAAGAACUCAGAGAUGACUUUGCCAAUGCCAGCCUCACCACCAUUAAUUUGGUCAAGAAAAGUAUCUCUCCAACUUGCCAAGGAGACGAAAGUCGUUACCUGUUGAUCCUCACAAAGAACUACGCAGCUCUUCAGAUUCUCCAACAGAUAUUCUCACUUCACAACAUCCAUCCAGAAAUCAUCUUUGGGUCUAGUUUCCCAAAGGAUCAGGAGUACACGCAGAUUUGUAGGAACAUCAAUCGCGUCAAGGUUUGCAUGGAGACUGGACAAACAGUUGUGCUUCUGAACCUUCAGAAUCUGUACGAAAGUCUGUAUGAUGCUCUCAACCAAUACUAUGUGACCUUGGGGGGUCAAAAGUAUGUUGAUCUUGGAUUAGGAACACAUCGUGUGAAAUGCAGAGUUCACGAAAACUUCAGGCUCAUCGUCAUUGAAGAGAAAGAGGUGGUGUAUGAGCAAUUUCCAAUCCCACUGAUCAACAGGUUGGAGAAACACUACCUUGACAUCAACACUGUUCUCAGAGAUGACCAGAAGGACAUUGCCAGAAAACUUCAGGAAUGGGUUGACGAUUUUGUCUCCCUAACUAGUCAACACUCCAUGCAAAAGCAAUAUGUUCCAAGUGAUGUCUUCAUUGGCUACCACUCAGACACAUGUUCCUCUGUGGUCCUGCAAGUAACAGAGAAUGAAAGCGUUGAAACAGAGAAUGAAAGUGCUGAAACAGGUGCUCAGACCAUGCUGCACAAAGCCAAAGACAUUCUGCUCAACUGUGCCACUCCUGACUCGGUUGUUCGUUUGGACAAAUCCAGACUGCCUGAUGAGGAAAGAGUACAUUUAAUGGAAAAAUAUGUCCAAGAUAAGAUGCACAGUUCACUGGGAGACUACAUUGUCCAUCACACAAAGCAACUGGAACAGUCCCACAUCUUCUUUACUGAGGUCACAACAUUUUCCAGGCUGCUGACUGCAGCUGACACUCAACAACUGCAGAAUGUGAUAAAGCUUGAUGAUAUCAAGCUACUAUCUCUGCAGCAGUUUGACACGGAGUAUUCGUUCCUCAAGAAAAUCAGGGAAUUCCUUGGCUCAACACCUGCAAACAAAGUGCUGAUCAUCCAAACAGACCAUGAUGAAGACUCCCACAGGAGGAACAUUCUUUCCUCAGCCAAGUAUUCAUGCAUCAAUGAAAUAAAUAAGUGGGCCACUACUGACAACACAAAGACAUUUGUGUACUUUAUCACCAAACUUCCUCGAAUCGAGGGUGGGACCUCCUUUGUUGGGUUUCAAGGAGGUUUGUGGAGGUCUGUUCACAUUGAUGAUCUGAGAAGAUCAAAAGAGUUUGUGUCUGAUGUUCAUUCCUUGAAAAACCGACGCAUCAGUGAACUUUUUAAAGAUCCACCAGAGGCCAUGGAAACAGAGGACCACAAUGGUGUGCCACAAAAUGAUGACUCCGCUGUUUUGGGAGAUUUGUUUGAUAUAACAGAUCUGAUAAGGAGCUGUGUGCAGAGUGCAGUGAGCAUGCUCAGAGAUGCGGCAGACGGCGGAAAACUCAGCAUUAACAGAGUUGAGAACCUGCUCACACUUCUGGAUGAAGAUCAGACACCAGGUCUGUUUGCAAACAUUGUGAGGAAGCGGCUCCACUCACUGUUAGAGAACUAUGAGGCUGACACCCCUAAUCCAAAGGGCUGGGUUCUCAAGGAGGCAUCCAAUAUCAGCGCUCUUCAAGAGGGGGGAACAUUCCUACACACACUGUGGAGGAAAAUCCAAGCAGUUGUUACUCCACUUCUAGCCAACUUGGUGUCAGUCAUUGAUCGAGAUUGCAAUUUGGACCUUCUGCUGAAUGAGUGUGAUGACAUCAGGAACCUAUGGCUUGAGAUAUUUGGGAGCAAGGAGAUGCUCCAUGUACCUUACGUAAGGGUGGAAAGCAACUCUGGUGUCUUAAUGGUACAAAGCCAUAGCACAGGUGGCCACACCAUGCGCUGCGUCAUGCCCUUCAGCUGGUGGAUCAAAGACUUCCUGGAUGGGCUCAUGAUGCAGACAUCCAGACAUGAAACUCAUUCACCUCAUCAAUUCCAGGAGGUGUUCUUGAACACUCCACUUGGCAGUUACAUUGCUAAUAAUGUGAAUAAAAAAAUGAAGGAAGAAUUCUUCCAGCGCUACCUGCAGGAUUUUGUUUCCAUGACGAUGAAAGUGGCAUCAGAUGAAGAACUGAAGCUCUUGUGUCAGGCCCUGACCAGCUGUGUGGAUGAAGUACGGACACGGAGAAGAGAUGAAAAUGAGCUGUCUCUCUCUGACAUCCACAUCGCCUACCAUUUCUACCAGAGCCGUCUUCAGAACCUCUCACGGAUGAUAUCUCUACAUCCAGAGGUUGUUUCUCCUUUGCGAAGAAAGCAGCUCAAUAGAGAUUGUCCAGAGAUGGUUUUGGAUGUCCAUGCAGCCAUGGCAUGUGUUGAAUGCCUGGAGCGUCCUACUUUAGAUACGGAUGCGCUCUGCCAGCAGUGGCUGAAGCAGGUGAAGAGGCUGCAAGCCUCUUUGGAUUUGAUUGGCUCUCAACACAACACCAGACAAUAUGGAGAGCGAUGCAAAGAAAGACUCCCUGGUGUCAGCAAUGGCUGGAAGCGCAUCCACAUCCUCUCAUUGUUUGUGGAACACAUGCUUCUGGGUCUCCAGAAUGACGAGAAUCAGCUCAGAACACUCGUCCUGAAUCACAUUCAGACCUUAAGCAGGGUUCUGGAGGGAAAUGCAGAUGUAAAAUCAAUGAAGGCUUUUCAAGCUGUAAUUGAAGUACUGAAGUCCUCUAGGCAGGGGGCAAGUGAUCAGAUUUUUAGGAUUUCUAUCGGGAAAACUGCAGAAUUCCGGCGGCGCUGCAAUGGUUUCUUCAUUGAUUUGCUCUCCACUGUGUGCUUCAAGGACAACACACCACCAGCCAGAGAUGUCAUCAACCAUCUGCUGUCCUACCUGAUGGUUGAGACAGAACAAAAACAGAUUUACACCAAAGAUCUGUCGCCUUUUGACGAGUCCCCAGAUAAAAACCCAGUCGUGCGAUCUGUGAUCCUCAAGCUGCUGCUGAAGUUCAGCUUUGAUAAAGUCCAGGAAUAUUUGCAGCAGCAUUUGUCAUCAGUUGAAGAAAGCAGAUUUGUGGAUGAGGGGGACAAAGCAGAGCUUUACGCUUUGUACAUCAACUGUUUGGAGGAUUCCAUGUGGGAGAAAAUGCCUCAGGAAGGCAACAGGGCUGAACUGCUGAAGCCAUUUUACAAUGGUGAAACACAGUUCUUGCGCUUCUUUUUGGCUGAAGUCACUACUGAUUCAGCAGCAGUGUCUAUUCAACAUCUGCAGCACAUUGCACGAUUGCGUCUGUCCCUCACCAUGGCUGCCCAGCUCAUCAGUGACAGACUGUCCGACAACAAUGUCCCAGAUGGAGCAGAAGAUUUCCUGAACAUGGUGAUUAAGCUCUGUGAGGACAGUGGGAACGAUUGGUACCGCGUUUACCUGAUCCGUAAGCUCAGCGAAUGGCGGGGUGUCGAGUUCGUCCAGACGCUGGUGAAACAACCAGAGUUCAGCUGGCUUUUCCCGACAGAGAUCCUCCAGCAGAAUGAAGAUGGAGGCCAGAUGGACCAGUAUCUUGUGUAUGGAGAGGAAUACAAGGCGGUGAGGGAUGCAGUUGCCAAGGCAGUUGUGGACGGUGAUGUUGAGCAGAUAGAAGAUGUCUGUGAGAGAUGCACCGCACCACCAAGGAAUCGAACAAUGUUCAUCCUCCUGGCACUUUUCCGAGAGGUUACCACUCUGUACAGAUCUGCAAACACAGGUCUCCAUCCAACCCCUGAGCGAUGCCAAGCAUUUAGAGAUCUCAUCCAGGGCUCAACGUACCUACAUCAAAUAGAAGUAAGGGAUUUUGCCUCAGCCCUGGUUCAUAACAGGUUGGGAGACUUGUCCAUAAACCCUGGUCAUACCAUCCUGGACCACACUAUCAUUGAGCUGACCAUCCAUCUGGCAGCUGUGCUGCUCACUGGGAAUCACCUCCUCCUGAUGCCACUCAAGCAACUUGGUCUGUUUCCUGAAAACAUGCAGACAGCAUUUAUACCCACAAUGCCUGAUGACAUGUUAGCUGUUGCUCAGGCAGCCAUACAGCAAAACUAUGGGAACCUCACUUGGUAUGUAUGUCCAAAUAAUCAUCCGUGCUUUGUUGAUAAGUGUGGCCUGCCCAUGCAGACAGGCAAAUGUUUGGAGUGUGGCGAGCAGGUUGGAGGUGGCCAUCAUAUCGCCGUGCCUGGAUUCACACCAAUUCAGCUGCAGAAUGAUCGCACAAGGCCUGGCCACAUCCUGGGAGACCCUGAGCGGAGAAACAACCCAGACACCAAAAACAUGUCUCUGGGUCCGUUCACUCUGGUCAGGCUGGUUACACAUUUGGCCAUGUUGCUGGGAGCCUCAGAGAAGUCUCAGUUCGUUCAGACCAUCAUCCAGCCACCCGUGGAGGGUGUUUGUUUGUUUCUCAGUCAACACAUAAUAAAGGAUCUGGAUCAGCUGUCACAGGCAUUGGGAGGAGGAGCUGACAACACUGUUACGACUGUCCACUUGGUGAUCAAAUCCCUGCAAGAGCUAGUGCCAGGCAGUCACUCUGGUAUUGAUCCUCACCUAACAACCAAAGCAUCCAGAAACACCUGGGAGACUACUGUGGCUGCAGAUAUUAUGACGCCUCGGUUGAGGGAUCUUGAUCAUCUCCUGCAAGAGGCAAAGGAGAGCAUCAGGACGGAUUCCCGUGUGUCCUCCAACUUCAUCAUGCGGACGACCUUCGGCGAUGAUUGUACCUUCCUGACGUCGCUGCCGCAGGGCUCUCAGGUCCACAGCUCACCGGUGUGGAGCUGCAGGGAGAGGCUCUCAUUGCUCAGCCUCACACACACUGUGGAGCAGUAUGACCAAAAGGAGGAGCUGCCUCUUCUCUGGAGGUUCCUCCAGAAGGAGAGAGAAUUUCGGCAGAUUAAGCUCCUUCCAGACAUCCUAAUCCUGCAGAAACGCUUGGUGAGAAAAUUCCAGAACGCAACAGACCAGAUAGUGGGCUCCAUUGGAGAGUUCAUCGAGAGGCAGACAGAAAUGAGGGCAUGGUAUGAGAGACACAUCGACGUCUUCUUGAAAACAUGGAAUCUGCUCAGAGAGUCUGUAACCAGCAGUGAGCUGAAGAUCCCAGAUGAAUUUUGCAGCAAGGAUUUGGACCUGACCAGCGACUUGCAGUACCUCCUGCCCCGGCGUCAGGGUCCAGGCCUGUGUGCCACAGGGCUGGUCAGCUACUUGGUGGCUCUACAUAAUGAGCUGGUGAACGCUGUGGAUAAACACACUGGAGAGGACAGCAGCAGUUACAGGGUGAGUGUGGCGGAGCUAACGGAGCAGCAUGUGAUCCGCUAUGAGCUGGAGAAGGACCUGCUUCCUCUGGUUUUAUCCAACUGCCAGUACAGCUUGGAACGCGGCCACGAGACGAUAUCACAGUACGACCUGCCCAGGAUCCAGCAGCAGAUCCUCACCCGCUUCCUGCAGGGAAAACCCCUCAUCACCCGCACAGGGAUCCCCACGCUGGUCAACACACAAGAAAGAGACUAUGAAACCAUUUUCAAAGCUGUCAAAGGAAAAGUACCUCAGGCCGCUCUGUCCUCUCUGACCCGGAACGCCCUGUCCAGAGAGCUGCACUCCUACAGCGAGGUGUGUGAGGCGCUCAAGAUCGCAGAGCUGAUCCUGGGUUUCAUCUCGAUGACUGGUGGUGAUCCCACGAUGCCGCUGGUCACUUACCUCCACGACACUCUGAAGAUGGCCGACCACAUAGAUGGCCAAGUAUUGCAGGCUCUGGGCAGAUGUCACCUCAGACACUGUGUUUCUCUGUGGCAACUCCUCUCCUCCCUCAAAUCUGAACACAUGCUGCCUCUCAGGAGGGAGCCCUUUUCGGGAUAUCCAGCUGAGUACCUGAUGCCGCUGACGGAGGAAAACAAGAUUGAUCUGAGAGGCUUCGUGGUCAGGGGAAACGUGGACCAAUGGCUGCUUGAGAUGCACGAGUUCCUCCUGUUGAGUCUGGGCCGCCUACGGGCCACCGACAACUUCAAACCAUCCUGGAGUGUGAAAGAGACGGUGGGUGCCUACAUGGACCGGAAAGAAGUUGAGGUGCCUCGUUACGUGGAGGAGACGUUUCCUGAAAAUCUGCUGCUGUCCCAGAUUGUGGAGACCUGGAAAUACACAGUCUCAGUCAGACAUGACUGGAUGAGGGAGGGGUGAACCGGAGGAGUUUGGAGAUUUGAGAUGAGAUUUGAGUUUUUCAGUUUAAUUUUUGAACAACCAAAGAAGUUACAUUUUAUUUUGUCCUUUACAUGUUUAUAUUUUUAUUUUUUUCUGUGAUAAUUACAUAUGAAAGACUAAAAAUGUAACAUUAAGGCUCUCUUAGAAGGAAUGAAGCAACCAGCUAUAUUAGAAAUCAGUUUAAGAAUUACUGUGUGAGCCUCACUCAAACAAAAAUGUAUUCAGGAAAUGUGUGACUUGAUUAGUAUAUAUUGUGUAACUGUUUUAUAUUAUCUAUUUCAGGAUUACAUUUUUGUGCUAAAAUAUAUUUUACUAUUGACCACCACAAUCUGAUAAUGAGGGUAAUGAAUCUGCACGGUGGCACUAUAAGCAAGCACAGAAAAAAUGUGAUACUAAUGUGAUACACAUUUUUGCAUUUUAUUUUUAUCUUUUUUUUUAUCUCUUUUAUCUUUAUCUCUUAUAGGUUUAAGUAAAAAUAGCUUACUGAUUGUUUUGAUUUGAGAGAAUUGAAUUGAUGCUUCUGAUUUAUCUGAUUUAUUUUUGCUCUGUCUGGUCAUGUUAAAGGGUGACAGGCUCUGGAAAAUGGUCAUAGGGUGUGACGUCACCCAUGAGUGACACCAGGGAUGUUUGAAAGCCUGGAUAUGGGCGUGUUUCCUAGUUUUAGAAAAUCUAAAUAAGGAAAUUGGGAGCAAAAUGUCUCCAAACUUUUUAAGACAAUUUUUAAAAUGUCAAAUAAUAAAUAAUGUGUGUCAUGAGAUUCCAGUCAGUUUCACAAUUGUACAUUUGUGAGCUGGAGUUCGUAUUUCUAUUUUCUAAAUGAAUGAUUACUAAGUUUGGAAAUUAUUAAAUUUGUGUAAGUGAUCAAUGAAUCAUUUUAUAUAUACGUAUGUGCAGCCUGAGACAUCAACAGCCGUACUGUUUAGAGUGUAAACUGAUUUUCACUCAGAAAGGAAAAAGAACAGUCAGGUGCUGUUAUAUGAAAUUCUUUUAGCAUAUUUUAUAUUUUUUAUUUUUUAUCUUAUAUUAUUGUUGGGUAUUUUUAUUCUGUUUUAUUUUUAUCAUCUGACUUUAUCUGCCUGAUUGUCCUUAUAAUAUUUUAUUCUUGAUUCAACCCUGUUUUGACUUUGUCUUAAAAAAUGCAGAAUAAAUAAAGUUUAUGAUUAUCAUAUGAAAUCCUUUAUGUGAUUGUGAAACUGGUGAGACUGAAUCUUUGUUGAAAACUGUGACAUUGCCUUUGAAUUUUAACUUUUAUUGUCAUUAUACAGCAUAUGGUCCACAUGCACCUUCUCACUCAUUCCAGUUCUACUUUUCUUUUUUUUUGAAGUAUUUAAAAUCAUUUCUGUAGCUAAUUCCGGCUAUAAAUCAAGAAUAUUAUAUCUAUAUAAAAUGUGAAGGACACACCUAAUUAAAGGAAGUGAAUGAGUGUAGCUGCAAAAAUAUUGCAAUUUGAUUCCAGGCUGUUAAAAGGAAUACUUCACCCACAAAAUGACCAUUUAUAGAUUAGUUACACAAGCCCUGUUACCUUGAAUUUUGGGAAGAAAACUAUGUCGAUUAAUUGACCUUUUGCUAAGCCCCGCCCUUUUGUGAUGGUCCAACAAGCUGUCAGAGUAAGCAUAGAGCCCACUCUGUAACUAACUG